Closterium sp. Naga37s-1 is the source of this 1464-nucleotide messenger RNA. The record is from the annotation of a GenBank genome assembly. NCBI's taxonomy places the organism in Eukaryota, Viridiplantae, Streptophyta, Zygnematophyceae, Desmidiales, Closteriaceae.
AUGUCAAGUCGAAUAUCUUCUUCUGCUCACACAUCACUCAUCAUAUCCCCUAUGGUACCCUGCCUCCUCCCUGCCAUUCCCCUCCCUUUCCAUUUCCUUGUUCAGACGGCGUAUGCAGAGGAGUACGGCUUCGAUACGGGGUCGCUCAGGGCUCUAGAUGUCAAGUCAAAUACGGCGUAUGCAGAGGAGUACAGCUUUGAGACGGGGUCGCUCAGGGCUCUGGGCACGGCGUAUGCAGAGGAGCACAGCUUUGGAACGGGGUCGCUCAGGGCUCUGGACGUCAAAUCACCCGUCACUAAUAGCCUCUGUCUCUUCCCCCUUCCACCUCCCUCCCCCACUCCCUCCGUUCAGACUGCCUACGCAGAGGAGUACAGCUUUGAAACGGGGUCGCUCAGGGCUCUGGACGUUAAGUCCAAUGUUUUCUGCUCUGCAGGAGCCAUAGACCCCUACGGUCGCUUAAUCAGCAUCGGCGGCACAUCAGACGCCAAUGCCACCAACCUGGCCGACCCUCUCCUUGACGGAGCUGCCUCCAUCCGCUCCUUCUCGCCCUGCCCCCCUGCCACUAGUGGCGCUGGUACCCCUGUUGCUGCCGCUUCUCCCAUUAGCAACAGCCGCAGCGGCGGCAGCAGUGGCAACAACGGCAACACCAGCAGCAGCGGCGGCGGAGGCAACAGCAGCAGCAGCAGCAGCAGCAGUGGGGGGUGUGAUUUCUCCCUGGUCGGCCAGAUGACCUCCAAGAGGUGGUACCCCACGGCCCAGCUCUUACCUGAUGGGCGGAUCUUCAUUGUGGGUGGUGCUAAUGUGUUUGGCAACGUGGCCAUCAACUCGGUUCAAAACAACAACCCCACCUUCGAGUUCUGGCCCAGGAAGGACGGAGAAGGCAACUACAAGCUCCGCUUUCUGGAAGAGACGCUUCCCUACAACCUCUACCCGUUCGUGCAUCUGCUGCCUUCUGGGCAUCUGUUUAUAUUCGCGGGGCAGCGGGCGAUCCUGCUUAACUACACCACCAACACGGUGUUCCGCACCCUUCCUCCUCUGGAUGUCUCCCGCUUCGGCCCGGCCAACACCAACAUCUUCCGCUCCUACCCUGUCACCGGCUCCUCCGCUAUGCUACAGCUCUCCUCAGCUGACGGGUACACGCCCAGGAUCCUCAUAUGCGGGGGAAGCAGCAGCCAGGCAGACCUCACCAACAGGGACAACCGCACAGGGGCGUGCCUUGGGUGUGCUGCCCCUGCCACAGCCACGUGUGGGCUCAUUGCGCCCAUGGAUCCCAACCCUACAUGGACCUAUGAGAUCAUGCCUGUUGCACGUGUCAUGCCAGAUGCCGUGCUCCUAUUGGACGGCACGGUCCUGAUCUGCAACGGAGGCAGGAGGGGAUUCCAGGGGCUGAAGCAGACGUACGCUGGAGGGGACGUGAGGACUCCUGUCAUCUACACCCCCACCAACGCUGCUGGCAGGCGGUAG